Molecule: messenger RNA, 2789 nt
Organism: Erythranthe guttata (spotted monkey flower)
Lineage: Eukaryota; Viridiplantae; Streptophyta; Magnoliopsida; Lamiales; Phrymaceae
Product: Intron maturase, type II family protein
Biological process (GO): homing of group II introns; mitochondrial mRNA processing
Cellular component (GO): mitochondrion
Molecular function (GO): RNA-directed DNA polymerase activity
Source: RefSeq, a predicted model, not a curated record
GGUUGUUUGGCUAAAUCGUCUUUUGCGCUUUAUUCGGAAGCCGUAAUUAUGUAUUGUCCCGGUGGCUGAUGACAGGUUACUUUUGUGGGUUGUAUGUUCUGCACUCCACCUGUUUGUUAAAAUGCCUCUUACAAAUUGUAACACAGAGCACGCCUUAUUUAUAUCAUCUAGUUUUUUGGCGCUUAAUCAGGGUAUAAAUUGUCAACAUAGCCGAAUUUUCUUGAACAAAAUGGCAGCAAGCAGACGCACAAGGCUUAGUUAAACUCUAACCAGCAGCCAUGCUGCCAAAGUCUCAACUACUACGGAGAAAACUUGUGAUCAGUAUCGGGAAGUCUGUGGAAAGAUUUAUUCCUGUAGCAUAUUAUUUGACUCGUAAACCACAUUAUGAAAAUGGCGAUGGUGAUAAGGGAAUUGGCAAUAUGGGAUUGGCCAAGAAUUUAGCAAACUUGUUGGAUGAGUCAUGUGUUGAUUCCACUGAUGAUGUAGAGAUUGGGAAAACGGCCCUGGCGAAAAAUCUUGCUUUUUUGGUUCAAGAAUCUUACGAGGUUUGUGAACGAAAAUCGAAACCGAAAACACGUGUAGAGGUGAAGAAGUUUCUCGAGAUGCUUAUAAAGAAGAAGGUGAAAGAACAGUAUUCGAAUGGCAAAUUCAGAGACCUCAUGAAAGUGAUUGCAGACCCCAACACUCUAAAAGAUGCUUACGAUUGCAUAAGGGUGACCUCGAAUGUUGACUUGGCAUCGGAUGCAGAUAGCUUGCCUUUCGAGUCCAUGGCAAAAGAGCUAGCUAACGGACACUUCGAAGUUGGGGCCAAUACAUAUUCAAUAUCGACUAAAGGGACAAAGUUGAAGAAAGAGGAACUAGUUUUCCCGAAACUGAAACUAAGGGUUGUUCAAGAAACCGUUAGAAUAGUUUUGGAAGUGAUCUACCGGCCCCACUUCUCCAAGAUUUCUCACGGUUUUCGAAGUGGUAGAGGCCAUUGGUCUGCUUUGAAAUAUAUCCGUAAAGAGAUACCCGAUCCUGAUUGGUGGUUCACGUUGAUUCUCAACAAAAGUCUCGAUGAAUGCAUCCUUAGCAAACUCCUGUCAUCAAUGGAGGACAAGAUAGAAGAUCAUGGUUUAUUUGAGCUUAUUAAAAACAUGUUCGAUGCCAGAGUACUCAAUAUGGAUUUCGGGGCUUUUCCUAAAGGACACGGUCUUCCGCAAGAAGGUGUUUUGUCGCCUAUAUUGAUGAACAUAUAUCUUGAUUUAUUUGACCGUGAGAUAUACAGGAUGUCUAUGCAAUACGAGACCUCCAACUCGCCUAAUGCUGAGGAGGAGCAUAGUUCAAACUCAAAGCUACGUGGCUGGUUUAGGCGACAGAUUAGUAACAAUAGUGUAACACAGUACAAUGUUGGUGAGAAAUCUGGUGUGAGAAUACAUUGUUGUCGUUUCAUGGAUGAGAUAUUUUUUGCCGUUUCGGGUCCCAAAGAAGUUUCUCUGGCUUUCAAGUCGGAGAUUGAAGGGUACUUGAAGAAUUCUCUCUACUUAGAGGUUGAGAGUGAAGCGGAUAUUCUUGCAUGCAGUGAUCCACGCGGCGUUCGAUUUCUCGGCACACUGAUUAAAAGGCGCCCGAAGGAGAAUCCAGCUGUACAAGCUGUUCACAAGUUGAAGGACAAAAUCAAGAUAUUCGUCGAACAGAAACAAGAGUUGUGGGAUGAAGGGGUUUCGAGAAUUGGGAAGAAAUGGCUAGCUCACGGGCUGAAGAAAGUUAAAGAAUCCGAAAUCAAGGGUUUGGCAGACACUAGCUCUAUUUUGCAUCAAAUCUCGUUUUACCGUAAACCCGGAAUGGAAACUGACCACUGGUAUAAACUACUCCUGAAAGUAUGGAUUCAAGAUGUGAAUGCUAAAAGAGGAGAAACUGAAGAAACUGUAUUAGCUAAGCAUAUAAUAGAGCCAGCUCUCCCCAAAGAACUAACAGAUUCUUACUACGAAUUUCAAAAACGGGCCAAAGAAUAUAUAUCGUCCGAGACAGCUUCAACUCUUGCUCUUUUACCAGGGUCCGCAAAUUACGAUUUCAUUACAGAAAUUAUUGUGCCAGUAAACGUAAUAAUGAAGCGUCUUCAUCGAUAUGGAUUGACAAAUAGAGAAGGACAACCAAGAACUUGCUAUAUGCUAGUAUUAAUGGACGACGAUCAAAUCGUUGAUUGGUUUACAGGGUUAGUUAAUCGAUGGCUAAAAUGGUACAGUGAGUGCGACAACUUUAUUCAAGUGAAGCAAAUCAUUUCGUAUCAAGUGAGAAUGUCGUGCGUAAGAACACUGGCGGUGAAAUACAGGAUACACGAGAAGGAGAUAGAGAAGAAGUUCGAUUUACAACUGAGCAAAAUCCCGAUUACGGAAGAGAUUGAGCUCGAAGAAGAAGAAGAAGCUAACGCAAGAGAAUCAAGAUUGGACGGUGCGUUAAUGUACGGGAUAAACUACAGCGGUCUGUGUUUGUUAUCGUUGGCGAGAAUGGUGGGAGAAUCGAGGCCUUGUUACUGUUUCGUGAUUGGUUGCUCUGCUAAGGUUUCGUGUGUUUAUGCAGUUCAAGUGAUGGAGAGACAGAAGUUUCCAGGUUGGAAAACGGGGUUUUGUAGCUCUAUACAUCCCAGUUUACGUAGGAGGAGAAUAGGGUUGUGUAAGCAGCAUGUAUCAGACUUGUUUAACGGUAAUAUCUCACUUCAAUCCGUAGAUUUUGGUGCUUGGAGAUGAAUUUAUUUAUUUUAUAUUAUAUUUUCACGGAGGUUCGUAUGGAAAUGCAGCUGCUUUUGUUGU